UCCCGAGUUUCCUACAUUAUGGGGUAAUCAAUUUGUCUUCAGACCAACACUAUGGGGAAAGUUGGAAAUUGUGGGGAAUUAAUAAGUUCCCCACAACAACAUUCGACAUUUUUGACAACUUUUCAACAGCGAACUAAAGAAAUUUCCCCGUCUCUGGCCCCUCUCUUAUUAUGAAGCCUUGCAGUGAUCAGCAAAUCAACCUGCGCAGCGUUUGUGACGUGCGUAGAUUAGUCCAAUCAAAAUACCCCACAGUGAUCAUAUGACAUUCUCACACUACCGUAACUGAAUUUUGAUGUUCGGAAGUCCUCAUUCGCGGGAAAAUGUACAAUGGAGAAUGAACAAGGGAUUUCGUGCAAAUUAGAGAUGCCUGAAGAAAAGCAAGCUGUUUGGGCCAAAGGUUUGCCUGAAGUACCCAAAGCAAUGUUUUGGCCUGGUAUUUUAGGAGGGUCUGGGGAGAGUGUUUAUGUACAUUCAGAUGAAUCUCUAAUGGAUGAUGGGGAUGACGAGAGACGAAAAGAUGUAGAAAACUUCAUUUUAUUGCAUGACACUGAAUGGGCUGACAAAAUAAGUAGCCAUGCAAGACAAACAAUUGCUGAGAGGAAGUACAAUGAAUCAGACAUAUUGCCAUUAACUUGUGACAUAGUAAAACUGAAAGACUUCCUUCUUCAUGAAAUUGUCAGGCUGAGUGAAUUACUGUUGAAAGACAUAAAUGCUGUCAACUGGAGAAACUUGGCAGUGGUUGUUUUAUGUAGAAUUACGAUAUUUAACAAGCGCCGAGGGGGAGAGACCAGUCAGAUGAAACUAUCGGCUUACGUAAACAGAAAAACUGGAGAAUGGAAGGAUGCUGAAAAUCUGGAAAUAAUAUCCACUUUAUCACCAAUUGAAAAGAAACUGAUGGACAGGCUACAGCUUGUAGAAAUAGUUGGAAAGAAGAACAGAAAAGUCCCUGUUUUGCUAACUAAAGACAUGUGGAAUGCAUUAGACUUGCUUAACAGCAAAAGGAAUGCCAUUGGAGUUCCUCUUCAAAACCCUUUCCUGUUUGCUGCACCAUCUUCCAAGUCUGGGCACUUGAAAUGUUGGGAUUCCCUCAAAUGGAUAACAAACAGAGUGGAUUUAAAGAAUCCUGAACUUAUUACUACAACUAAUAUGAGAACAUACAUCGCAACAGUUUCACAGAUAGUUGAUCUGGAUUCCAAGAACGAGCUAGAAUGGCUGGCAAACCAUAUGGGGCACACCCUUUCCGUACAUAGGAAGUACUACAGACUCCAAGAACAAACUCUUGAGCUCGCAAAGGUCAGCAAAUUGUUGAUUGCUGCAGAUUGUGGAAUUAUCCAUAGAUAUGCUGGAAAAACUCUGGAUGAUAUCACAUUGGAAGAAAUACAGUUAGAUAAGUCUGAAGAGGAGGAUUGUGAUGAGCAAGACUGUUCUUCAUCAGAGGAGUGUCAGGAGAGGACCCCCCCAAAAAUAAAGGACAGUAAACAAAAGCAGAAGGAACAAAAGCAAAGCGAGAAAGAUACGGAAUAUGUUUGCAGUAAUGCAAAGAAGUGUACCAGAAGGCCAUGGAAAGAGGAAGAUAAACAAGCAUUAAGAACAUCAUUUCAUCAACAUUUCACACUAUGUUGUCCUCCAAGUAAGAGUGAUGUAAUGCUACAGGGAAGGAAGUCGGACAGAGUUAGAAAGUUAAUCGAAGAGAGAGGGUGGAAAGCUGUGAAGUAUUAUGUUUGGAAUCUAGUGCAACAACAUAAGAAAAGGGGCCAAAAUCUGACAAAUGCCAAGGAACAAAAAAAUUAAUUGUGUCUCGGGCCAAAUUUUGAAAUUCUGGUAAAGCAGGCAAAUUUUUUUUUUUACUAUCAUCUUAUGUUUUCAGUCAUCAGCAGGUUGUCAAACUGAUGCAAUAUUAAGGGUUUUACUUUUUGCUUGGUUUUAACCAUACAGUAAAACAGGCAGCCAAGUAGCUGGAACAGAUAAUUGCUUUUUUGAGCAUAAUUCAUUUUAUUCAUCAAGUGUUUAAUAUAUUGAAAAGUCAAGAGAAAUGAAAUCACUAUGCUAAAAGAGUCAAAUCAUUAUUGGAAUAUUUUACUGUAAUUUGACCUCAUAUACAUUUCCAUUAGUUUAACUUGCAUACUUGGUAAUGAAACACCAAUUGAACAUGUGUUAUUAGUAUGUUUGAAUAAAAAAUGUAAAUCAAA
This is a messenger RNA of Magallana angulata, 2189 nucleotides long. RefSeq lists its product as uncharacterized. The transcript is spliced from 8 exons. Lineage: Eukaryota; Metazoa; Mollusca; Bivalvia; Ostreida; Ostreidae. Bases 328 to 1791 code for a protein of 487 amino acids. The record is from RefSeq and is a predicted model, not a curated record.